Molecule: messenger RNA, 294 nt
Organism: Prunus armeniaca (apricot)
Lineage: Eukaryota; Viridiplantae; Streptophyta; Magnoliopsida; Rosales; Rosaceae
Source: the annotation of a GenBank genome assembly
AUGUCACUUCAUGGUCUUGUACGCCACUUACCCUCUCCCACUUCGGUGAGAGAGGUUCGUUCUUUCCUUGGACAUGCAGGAUUCUAUAGACGUUUUAUCAAAGAUUUCUCGAAGAUUUCAACACCCUUGUGCCGACUUCUACAAAAGGAUGUGCCGUUUGUGUUUGAUGACAAAUGUGAGAAGGCGUUCAAUCACCUCAAAGAAUUGUUAACUUCGGCACCUAUCAUUGGGCUGUUUUGGGACAACGGAAAGACAAGAAGCCACACGUCAUCUACUACGCAUCCCGAACCUUGA